UAAGCCUAUGAUCUGUUAAGAAAGUUAUUGUUCAAACUUUAAAGGAGAACAAGAAGAAAAAAUCAAAGGACAAAGCAGCUUCUAAGAAAUCGAAGCACAACAUGGAGGAGAAAAAUAUUGCUGGUAGCAAGACAAACAAAAGAGAGCCAGACAAUAAGUCGGUUACUCUUCCGUCAUUUGAUGAGUUUUUUAUCAAGGAAUUUAAAUUGAUUGGGACUCAGCUAAUAUUUUGUAUAACAAGCUUGUACACCCACAUGCCUACAUCUUUCAUUCCAGUGGAGGUAGCAAAGAAUAUGAAAAGGGUUUCUGGCAUGCUACAAGCUCUUGGAUCUUUGAUACAUAAGGUCACUUCUGCUAAUGAAGGGCUAAGAGAAGUCAUCUAUGGAAUUGAAACUGCAGAAAGAAGGAAAAGACGCUUCAUUGAAUUGCGAAGGCCUAGAAUGGGAUGCCUGCAAAACCUGAAACAUCUUCAAGAAAAAAUCUCUCUUCCAAGCUUCUCUGAAGAUUAUCAAAUUAGAAGCUUCUGUUUACAGACAUCUUUCUUGGUCUUUUGUACUGCUUCAACCUCAGCUAAGUUGCAUGUGGAAGGAAUAGCACCGCUGGAAUUAUUGGUCAUUGAUGAAGCUGCACAGUUGAAGGAAUGCGAGUCCGCUAUACCCCUUCAGAUACCUGGUAUCCGCCAUGCUAUACUUAUUGGAGAUGAGAAACAACUACCAGCAAUGGUUCAAAGCCAGAUAUGUGAGAAGGCCAACUUUGGAAGAAGCUUAUUUGAAAGGCUAGUGAUGUUAGGACAUCAAAAGCACCUUCUCAAUGUCCAGUACAGGAUGCAUCCAUCGAUCAGCUUAUUUCCAAAUAGGGAGUUCUAUGCAAAGCUAAUAAUGGAUGGUCCCAAUGUGAAGGAUGGAAAAUACAAGAAGCACUUCCUGGAAGGGUCCAUUUUUGGAUCAUACUCAUUCAUUGACAUCAACCCUGGUAAAGAGCAGUUUGAUGACAAGCAUAGUAGGAAAAAUCUCGUGGAGGUUUAUGUAGUUGCCGAGAUCAUUGCUAACCUUCAUAAAAGGUCUCUCAUUUCAAAGCAGAAGCUCCGUGUUGGCUGCAUAUCACCCUACAAAGCUCAAGUUUCUGCAAUUCAGGAAAAACUUGGCCAGAAAUAUAGUACGGACACAGGCAGUGACUUCUCUGUUAAUGUUCGUUCUGUCGAUGGAUUUCAAGGAGGGGAAGAAGAUGUAAUAAUUAUUUCAACAGUGCGGUGUAAUGGGGGUGGAUCAGUUGGCUUCCUUUCCAACCAUCAAAGGACUAAUGUGGCUCUCACUCGAGCGAGGCACUGCCUUUGGAUACUGGGAAAUAGUGCAACCCUCGUGAAUAGUCACUCCAUUUGGAAGAAACUAGUAUUGGACACAAAGGCUCGGGGUUGUUUCCAUAAUGCUAGAGAUAGCAAGAUCUUGGUUCAAGCAAUUUCUUCUGCCUUAAUUGAGUUAGGCCAAUUUGAUAACCUACUCAGUACCGACUCAGUGCUGUUCAAAACAGCGAGGUGGAAAGUAUGUCUCAGUUGUCAUACUAAAGUAAUAACUUGGUUUGCUUCAGCGAUGAUUUUUCAAAAUCACUUGCAAGAAUUCGGGAUCCUGAGAUCUGCAAGGAAGUUCUUUCUCUUCUAGUGAAGCUUCCGAGCGGCUGGCGCCAGCCUCCAAGUGACACUAGUAGAAUUGAGUAGGUUAUCUACCACAGGAAAAAUCUCACAUCAUGGCGAGGUUCCAGUACAAGGGCACCGUACCGAAACACAUCACAUCCCAAUAUUUUUCCGCUACACCUUCUCUACUUUGAUUAUUGAUACGUUAUCUUGGUCAAGAUUAAUGGUACUUCUUCCCUGUUGUUGGAGAUGUAUGAUGUGAAGGGUCUGAAACUGAUGUGGACAGUCGGCAUCCAGAAGUUCAUUUCAAUUGACAUGCAAGUUAUAAAAGUUUGGGAUAUUUUGGCAGACUCGGAGAUACCAAACUUGGCAAAGCAACUUGACAAGAUAUUUGGAAGCUACACACUGAACACUGUGAAUCGUUGCAAAGUCAAACGGAUGGAAGGGAAUUUAGUAGUUCCAGCUACGUGGCCAUCGGAAUCAAAAUCUGUUACUGGUGAUGAUCCAAGUGAACACUUGGCAAGUAAACUUGCCCGAAUCAGUCUAAGGGAUGAGCCAAGACCAUCUACAAGGAGUUACAGCAGUGCGCUAACUCACGGGAAGCACCACAAGAAGUGGAAGAAGUCACAGAAGUGAAAAUUGGAGUGAGACAAGAUCACUGAAGAUUCUUCUUGCGUAGUCUAUGCAAAAGUUGAAAUCAAUGAUUUAUGGGUAGGAAUUUUAUCAGUAUGUAUUGAUGAGUUAGGAAGGUACCAUAUUUGCAGUAGAUUAAAUUUACCUGAAACCAUGUGUAAGAAAUUCAGGGAAACUUGACUUGGCUGGGGAAAUUUUUACGAGAACAAGCUGUAAAUUAAAGGAUGGUGCUGUCCUCUUGAAACUCCAGAAUGUUAUUGGGUGUCUUCGGUUUCACUUCUGUAAGCAGUGCUGAACCCUCAUUAUGCUUGUCAUGGUAU
This is a messenger RNA of Coffea arabica (coffee), 2580 nucleotides long. NCBI's taxonomy places the organism in Eukaryota, Viridiplantae, Streptophyta, Magnoliopsida, Gentianales, Rubiaceae. The record is from RefSeq and is a predicted model, not a curated record.